Messenger RNA from Somion occarium, 2431 nucleotides. NCBI's taxonomy places the organism in Eukaryota, Fungi, Basidiomycota, Agaricomycetes, Polyporales, Cerrenaceae. The record is from the annotation of a GenBank genome assembly.
GCCCACACCAGCACCCGAACCGCAACAAAAUCUCAUGCAACUACAUUAAUCCUUCGCUUCCGUAGGCUCGGAAAACCAAGGCUUAGGAUACCAUUCCUUGAAGACUGGAAGGAGAACCGCACAAGUCUUCGGUAUUCAGUACUAAUUAUGCCAGGUACAUGUCUUCGAAUCGGCAUUCAUCGGCAGGUUUCUUGGUUUUCAUUACCCUGUCGGGGCGGAAUACAGCUGGACAUCUAUCUAUCAUAAGUUUCGAACAACGAGCAUACAGCUAUAAGGUUCAAGACGGCUUUGCGCAGUAACCCCAAAUCGCAAGAAUUCUGUGCGUAAGAUACAAGCCGCUUGGUGCCGAAGUGCCAAGACUAUGAAUCCGAGUUGCCGGGUAAAGCAACUGAGUACAUAUAACAUCCUGUGUUGCUGGCCAUCUGACUGUUGCCUACCGCCUGCUCCUCUCUUUCUCGUUGACAUCAGGCUCCUGCUGCAUGAGGCCGUGUGCAGUUUGAUCUCUGAUUCUCCGUAGUACUUAUUAUAACGGCUUCAGCUCACACCCACCUUACUCUCCUUUCUUGGCUACGAUGGGUCUCUUACCCAAUACGCUCCUUGCUUUAGCCCUGUUCUUGCUCGCCGGACACUCUGCGGCUCAGAGAAAUCUUGGAACCAUUAACAUCAGCUUUCCUGAACAUCCUCCGCAGAGUGCACUGUCGAAUCCGGUGAACGACAACUUCUUGGGUAUUUCGUGGGAGCUCAGCUCGUUCGAUACACUAUGGGGAUUCACAGCGGACAAACUCCCAGAUGCAAUGCAAAACUACCUGCACAACAUUCGUGCACGUAUCUCCAACCCUCUUCGCAUGCGUAUAGGGGGUAACGGAAUGGAUAUCUCGACUUAUGACCCAGACAAGACGGACGUCAUGCUCCAGCUUACGGACCCUGACGCUUACUUCAACGAUAUUCCAUGCACAUUCGGUCCCGUAUUCUUUGACGUUCUGAACGCCAUGUCAGACAAGGUUGGCGAUAUGUCAUACAUCCUAGGACUUCCUAUGCGGCAACCGGAGUUCUAUGACAAUGCGGUACUUCUUGCAAAAGCCGCACAGGAGAAAUUAGGUGACAAAUUGGACGCUCUACUAAUCGGAAAUGAGCCCGAUUUGUAUCAGAAGCACGGUCACAAGGACCAAUAUGGAAUCAGUGACUAUGUUCCAGACAUAGGAGGAUUCCUUGAAUUGAUGGAAGAUGACGACGCGUUUAACGCGAACAAAACCAACGUUGGUGGUCCCACCGUCUGUUGCAACUGGAACUUGGACGACGUCAUUUCCGCAGGGUUGGACAAAUACCCAUACAAAUACUAUACUUAUCAACACUAUCCUACGCAUUUUUGCGCAGGACCUAAUGCCGAAAACACAAACAUGACCUACUUUGUGACUCAUCCUAACGUCAGACCAUAUGUUCAUUGGGAAGAUGGUAACUGGAAGGGCAUAUUGGAAGCCAAACAAGCUGGGGUUCCAGUACUCAUGACAGAGUACAACUCAGUAUCUUGCGGUGGUUCCAAUAUUUCCGAUACGUUUGCUAUGCCUCUGUGGGCAACAGAUGUCGCAUUGUCAGCGGCUGGUUCAAACAUUUCCGGAAUAUUCCUCCACACGCGGGAAUUCGAUAUCACCUAUAACCUCUUCGACCCACCUAGUGCUCAUGACCCCAACCAGACGGGUUGGCGGACUGGUCCUAUUUAUUACACCACUCUCGUCGUCGCAGAGACGCUUUCUGCCACCGGUAGCGUCGUCGUUGACCUCGAACUCAAUUCGACUCACGCUGUUGGUUAUGGCGUCUACGACGACAAUGGAGAUACACGGGGCAAACUGGUCUUCAUCAACUACGCUUCAAAGGAGACACUUCCUAGCUCACUGUCUGAUCGGAACACAUCCUAUACAUUCCACAUUCCCGAAAACGUCACUGAUUCGAUUGGCGUCCGAUACCUGGUUGCCCCUGGUCUUUAUUCUGGGUCGAGGUCGUGGGGUACGGAAGAUGAGACGAUCACUUGGGCUGGACAGACUGUCGGAGAAGUUGGCGACUUGGGUGGCAAACAAGAGACCUCGUUCAUCAAGUGCAGCCAGGGAUGUGAUGUUGAUGUUCCAGGUCCCGGGUUAGCUUUGGUUUAUUUAUUGUCGGAUACGUCGGACACGUUCUUCCAUGGGAACUCGACUGUAGCGUUGCCCCUCGGCAAUGAGGGCGACGACUCUGGUGCGAGGUCGUUUGGACUAGGCAUGAGUGGAGUGCUGGUUUGGGCUGGUUCUGUUGUUUUGUCGAUUGCUCUUGGUUGGGUUUGAUUGCUCGGGCUCGUAGCUUUCGAUUUGCAUUCGUUUUGUUUAUUUGGGAGGUACUUUAGUAGCACGGUAAUAGCGAUUCAUAAUAGAGAUGUCCUUCGCCGGCUUGUUCAUUUGUUGAU